UUCAGUCGGACGCAGCAUCUCCCUCUGAAAUGUUGGACAUACUGAAUCUGUGGUUUGUUCUCUAUCUUCUUAGCCUCAGCUUUAUUCAAGGGCGUUCUGUCGGCGGUGGCACGGGAAACUUAAGGGAGGAGUUUUUGGUACCUCAGCCUGAUCCCACAAUCUUUGCCCACAAUCAGACUGAUAAGGAGAUGCCCUGGGGCAGUUAAAUACAUAAAUAUUUUAUAUUUUUCAUUAAUAUAUAAUAUAAAUACAUACCUACCUACUCAGAUGAG
Drosophila gunungcola (fruit fly) is the source of this 272-nucleotide messenger RNA. RefSeq lists its product as uncharacterized. The transcript is spliced from 2 exons. Lineage: Eukaryota; Metazoa; Arthropoda; Insecta; Diptera; Drosophilidae. The record is from RefSeq and is a predicted model, not a curated record. Bases 30 to 206 code for a protein of 58 amino acids.